Molecule: messenger RNA, 1295 nt
Organism: Acaromyces ingoldii
Lineage: Eukaryota; Fungi; Basidiomycota; Exobasidiomycetes; Exobasidiales; Cryptobasidiaceae
Product: carbon-nitrogen hydrolase
Exons: 3
Coding region: 138-1193 (351 amino acids)
Molecular function (GO): catalytic activity
Source: RefSeq, a predicted model, not a curated record
AUGGAGGUCCCGGGUCUACCUCGAGCGUCGUGAUAAGCGGAGCUCAGAUAGGGAUUGCUGUAUAAAAGGCGAGCCAGGCGACGAAAGAAGCAGACUCAACUAUUUCCCAAGUCUGCAGAGGUGACGAUCAAACAAACAUGGCAAAGCAACACAAGCGUCUGGCUGCUGCACAGGUCGAGUCGGUCUGGUUGGACCUGGCGGGCGGUGUCGAGAAGACCAAGCAGCUGAUCAAGGAAGCCAAGGCACAAGGUGCAGACGUCCUGGGCCUUCCCGAGCUGUGGCUGCCGGGUUACCCUUGGUACCUCUGGACGCUUCCAUAUGGUGCAACAGUGCCCUACACGCUCCAGUACCAGGCCAACUCCAUGGCCUGUGAUGGACCAGAAAUGGCGGCUAUCCAGGCAGCUUGUGCCGAGGCUUCGCUCACUCUCUCCUUUGGCUUCUCCGAGAAGCGGGGCGAGUCUCUCUACAUGAGCAACGCCAUCAUCACUGCGGAUGGCAAACUGGCGAGCUUGCGAAGAAAGUGGAAGCCGACCGGGCUCGAGCGUGUCAUCUUUGGGGAGGCGCACUCGAGCGACGACUGCUUCCAUAACGUCGUCGAUGUCACUUCGGUUGGCAAGCUUGGCAAUCUGCAGUGCUGGGAACACCUCCUUCCCCUGCUCAAGUACAACACUUUCCUCCAAAACGAAGAUGUCCACAUCAGCUCUUGGCCACCGAUCUUCCCCCAUGGCGGCCUGGAGCACUAUGGCAUGAGUUACCAGGGCAUCAAGUCCAUCGCGGCCACCUACGCCAUGGAGGGUCAGUCGUUCACAGCCAUGUCCACCGGCCUCGUCUCGGCAGAGGGAGCUAAGAAGAUCGGCCUCGACUACGCGCUGACGGGUGGCUCUCCCCCACCUGGGUCCUUUGCUCUUCCACCGGGAGGCGGCUACGCAACCAUCUUUGGACCCGACGGACGCCAGCUGACCAAGGAUCUCGACCCAGCCAAGGAAGGCUUCGUGUUCGCCGACAUCGACCGGACGCUCACCUCGCUCGCAAAGCAGCUUGCCGACCCCGUUGGCCACUACGCGCGGCCCGACCUUGUCACGCUCUCUGUCAAGGGCUCAAAAGCGGCACCAUUGCCCACAAAAGUGGCUCACGAAGGCAAAGACAUCGAUGCGGCUUCAAAGUCUUCGGACGACACGCUUUUCGUCCAGUAAGAGCGUGUCCGCAGGACCUUUAAUCACCUUCUCAUUCUUUGUACGCUUCUUCUCCUCCCCUUCCUGCUAAUGUUGACUUCGACUUGGACCAAAGGCAAAGAA